Messenger RNA from Oryzias latipes (Japanese medaka), 2152 nucleotides. RefSeq names its product transmembrane protein 164 (gene tmem164). Lineage: Eukaryota; Metazoa; Chordata; Actinopteri; Beloniformes; Adrianichthyidae. The record is from RefSeq and is a predicted model, not a curated record.
AAAAUUAAAUUAAAAUGGGUUUUUUUUUCAACCUGCAAGACAAAACAUUGGGAUGAAAAAACCCCAUCCUGGUCUCAGUGAGGCUUAGAAGCUAAGCUAACCGCUUGCCGCUUCCUCCACAUGUUGACUCGGUGUUCAGCAAACUUGCUUCCACCAUUGCGGCAUUUCGAGCUCAAGCCGGCCCGUCUGCUUCACUGACAUGUCCUGACCGCGCGCGUCUACCAGCUUUUGUCACAGAAGAUCUGCGGAAAGGAGAGGCUUCCGGAUGUCCACAAAACACAAGCUCCGGGUAGUCUUGACAACAGCUGCCUCCCGCCGUUGUUGCUAACUCAAGUUCCUGCUCCGCCCGCAGAUGAGGCAGCCCGCCGGUUGAUUCAACCCAAUGUCCAUUUCUCCACCACGAGGACACGCGCAAAGGGGGACAUCUCGCUGUUCAUGUUUCGCCAAGAAGUCAGUGUGGCGUCUUUCAUUCCAUCCUGUUCGUAUCUUUUCCAACACGAGAAGAUGAACGUGUCCAGAUAUAACGUAUACAGCCUUCUGGAUUGGGUCUACGGCGGGGUGGACCCCAAGUUUGCGGGGAACGGGGGCCCCGAGUGCGCAGCCUUCCUGACGCCCCAGCAGCGCGCCGGGGAGAGCCUGGUGAUCAUCCUCAUCUCCAUGCUGGAGAUCUGGGCGUCUCUAAGGAAGGUCAACCCCUCCAGGGACUUCAGGGCCACCGGGAAUGACUGCACAAGGGCGAAGGAGGACAGCCUGGGGAAGAACCUGCUGCUGGUUGCCCUCUGCAUGACUUUUGGGGUAGAGGUUGGCUUCAAGUUUGCCACCAAGACUCUGAUCUAUCUGCUGAACCCUUGCCAUGUGGUCACCAUGGUUCAGAUCUUCCUGCUGGCCUGUCCGCCAUGUCAGGCGGCAAUGGUUGUGUUCAGGCUCCAGGUCCACAUGCUGAACGGAGCUUUUCUGGCUUUGAUGUUCCCGGUGGUCAACACCAGACUGCUGCCAUUUGAAAAGGAGAUCUACUACAUCCAGCACUUCAUGCUGUACUUAGUGCCUCUUUAUCUUUUCAGGAAAGGAGGUGUGUACAAGCCGGAGCCUUUGGGGGACAUGUGGUGGGCGCUGCUGGCCUCUGGCAUGCUGUUCUUCUACCAUUUCACCUUCCUGCAAGUGCUUGGCCUGUGGACCGAGGUCAACCUUAACAACAUGCUGUGUCCGGCCGUGUCCGACCCGUUCUACGGGCCGUGGUACCGCGUGUGGGCCACGGGCCACCAGACCCUCCUGACUCUGAUCCACGGGAAGCUCCUCACGCUCCUGUCGCAGCACCGCGGCUCCGCCUGCAGCCACCUGCUGGACGCGCUGCGCCUGCGCAGCAAGAAGGUGGACUGAGCGUUGGACAGGCUCACCCCAACAGCCGAUGUUAUUUUGACUUUUACUUUUUUAAAUUUUUUUAUAAGCGAGCGUUUUUAAUGCAUCUUUUAGAACCAUUUAAAAAGAGGGACCAUUCGAGGCAAGAAUGCGACUCCCUGUGUGACUGCGCUGCAGCUGGCUUGCACAUUUGCUCAUCUGCAUUGUAAAGCUGGUAAUUGCCGUGUCGGAGGCUGCUUGGGUAUGGCGUGGCGGUUUCCCGCGCCGCCUCCCUCUGGAGCGCGUUUUGAAGCACACUGCAAACGCCAGCUGUGGUUUCAAAGUUAGUUUUUAAUGUGAAAUCCAUGUCAUGACUGAAGAAAAAAAUGUUGAGAUUUGUGAAAACAUUUUAGCCGCUUCUUCUUCAUCUUCGUCUUCGUCUUCUUCUUCCACCAGUUUGCUCAGAACAUUCCAGACCUGAUCAUCAGGAUCCUUUUCUCUUGCUUUCGUCUGUUAUUUAAAGACUUUGCUGGGUUCAGCUGUCAUUUGUCAGCUCUGGAUACAAUGUGUUGGAAAUCACUCCACAAAUUUAUAUAUAAAAAAAAAACAUUCAAUGUUGUGCAUGAAUUCACUUUGUUUUAUUUAUUCAUUUAUGUUUGAAAGUAAAAAAAAAGAAAAUAGGAAAAGCUUCAUAACUGAGGGGUCCAUAUUACUGUAGCAUAUCCUUUACUGUAAAGCAGGAAGAAAAGGAAUUUUUGUAUUUCUGUCUGUUCAUGUCCAUGUGCUGUAAUGACAAUUAAAGGGAUUUUCCUUUCAU